CAAUGCAUAUGCAUACUCGGUUUUCCCACACUAAUCUUGUCCUACAUUGAUUUCUAAGACUAUAUAUACAUUUUCCCCUAAGAACAUCAAUCUCCAGUUACACUAAACAAAGUACUUCUGAGGGAUUAAUUUGCAGCAUUAGCAUGGCAGAUAACAAGGAAGGAGGUAUUGUGAAGAAAGGUCACGAAGAAGGAAUGAGAAUGGCCGUCGGUCUUUUGCAAGAGAUGGAGCUGCCCGAAGGGCUGCUGCCACUGUCCAACGUCGUCGAAGUCGGGUUCGUUAGAGAGACCGGGUACAUGUGGAUUGUGCAGCAGAAGAAAGUGGAGCAUGAAUUCAAGAUGAUCAGUAAGCAGGUGAGCUACGACACCGAGAUCAACGGACUCGUCGAGAAUAAACGGAUCAAGAGGCUCAAGGGAGUGAAGGCGAAGGAGCUGAUGCUAUGGCCGCCGGUGAACGAGAUCACCAUCGAUGAUAAACAACCCGGGAAGAUCCAUUUCAAGAGCCUUGCGGGGAUCACCAAGACUUUCCCUGUUGAGGCUUUUGCUGCAGGCCAGUGAGACGAUGAGAUGAGG
Messenger RNA from Hibiscus syriacus, 572 nucleotides. RefSeq lists its product as uncharacterized. Bases 144 to 557 code for a protein of 137 amino acids. Lineage: Eukaryota; Viridiplantae; Streptophyta; Magnoliopsida; Malvales; Malvaceae. The transcript has 2 exons. The record is from RefSeq and is a predicted model, not a curated record.